Trematosphaeria pertusa is the source of this 447-nucleotide messenger RNA. RefSeq lists its product as uncharacterized. NCBI's taxonomy places the organism in Eukaryota, Fungi, Ascomycota, Dothideomycetes, Pleosporales, Trematosphaeriaceae. The transcript has 2 exons. Gene Ontology annotation, molecular function: RNA binding. The record is from RefSeq and is a predicted model, not a curated record. The coding region runs from base 1 to 447 and encodes 148 amino acids.
AUGGGAUACUACGGGGCACCGCAGCCCAUGAACCAGUUCACCGACCCGAAUAAUACCACCGUCUUUGUUGGCGGACCUGUCGGCAUGUACUCGACGGGCGCUUCCGCGAUGGCAAACUACUGGGCACCACAGCCCAUGAACCAGUUCAUCGACCCGAAUAAUACCACCGUCUUUAUCGGCGACCCCCCUUGCCGAAGACGGAAAGAAAACCGUCCACUUCAAGGACAUUCGACAGUUCGACCAUGGUAUGCUCCGUGUUUCUGCCCGGAGAACACGUACCCAGCGGUGCAGAGUACGCGCUCAGCCGUCUCUCGCGGCGAAGGCUUCGUCCGCUUCACUAGCGAGGAGGAUCAGCAGAAGGCACUGUCCGAGAUGCAAGAAGUGUGCUGCGGCAAUCUCCCGAAGUGCAAAUCAGAAAUCGAAUUCGGAAGGAUGCCCGGGUCCUAA